Messenger RNA from Oncorhynchus masou masou (cherry salmon), 1160 nucleotides. It is a transcript of the gene ttc9c, whose product is annotated as tetratricopeptide repeat domain 9C. Bases 120 to 749 code for a protein of 209 amino acids. The record is from RefSeq and is a predicted model, not a curated record. The transcript has 4 exons. Lineage: Eukaryota; Metazoa; Chordata; Actinopteri; Salmoniformes; Salmonidae. Gene Ontology annotation, molecular function: protein binding.
GUGCCUGCCUCUACCAAUGCUGUGGUUGUUUGCAUGCUCAUUAUUUACUAGCUACACUAAGUAGGUGGGCAAGUUCAAGUAUUUGUAUUUUGUGUAAAGAUCAAUAGACUGUAAGUUCCAUGGCAAGUCCAGAGACACCAGGAGAUGAGAGUAUGGAGCUGAGGUCCGGGGCUGCAGGGGUAAGCUGUUCAGGAACGCCUACCAAGCUUGGCCCCUCAGGUGCCAACGUAGACUCCCAGCUACAAGAUGCCGUCCACUUAAAAAUGGAGGGGAACAAAUUCUACAAAGAGAAAAAGCUUCGGUCUGCAAUUGGACGUUACCACCGUUCGUUGCUCGUUCUGCGUAGUUUCGACUCUGAUGUCACUGCGGCAGUGAAGGGGUUUGGUCCUGAGGCUCCUGUCCUCACCGCAGGACAGGAAGAACUACUUAGGAACACACAGGUCGACUGCUACAACAAUUUAGCAGCCUGUCUGCUGCAGAGGGAGUGUGUCGACUACACGCGUGUCCAGGAGUACAGCUUGCGGGUGUUGCAGUUGCGGCCAGAUGACAUCAAGGCCCUGUACAGAGCAGGAGUGGCCACUCUGGAGCUGGGAGACGCACAGAGCGCCAAGCAAUACCUCACUCAGGCCAGCAAAGGACAACCCAAUGACACUAAUGUGAGGAGGCACCUGCAGCGAGCAGAGGAGAGGCUGAACACGGAGUACCAGAAGGAGAAGGCUCUGUACCGGGGCAUGUUCUCCUCCAGUUAGAGAGCCGGGGAGGGGGCCAGCGGAGGAGUCACCCAGAAAUAAGUUCCCAUCAGGAGGGAUGUUCUAUUGUUCUGACCCUGAGAAUUGAGAAGAGAAGAAAAGAGGAACCAAGCCUGGACUGGACACAUAGAUCAUUGAUUCUGUGCAGAGCCUUGAUCAGGCUGAUCCUAUUGAAGAUCCUAUUAUGCUAUAGAGAAUAUUUGUGCCUGAUGACCAACAAGGAGAUGGAGCUAAAUUGUUGGAGGUUCAGCAUAAGGGUUGAAGGUCAAAGCGAAGGUGCUAAAGAGAGACUAUUUGUGCACUGUUCAAACUCAGUCCUGUUAUGACUUCUGAAAGUGGUUGUUUCUGGUCACAUAAUCAGUCAUGUUCCUUUUUGUGUACAAAAUGUUUUGAUUAAACCUAAGAAAUAUU